Molecule: messenger RNA, 1519 nt
Organism: Quercus lobata
Lineage: Eukaryota; Viridiplantae; Streptophyta; Magnoliopsida; Fagales; Fagaceae
Gene: ERF3
Product: ethylene responsive element binding factor 3
Exons: 2
Coding region: 321-1100 (259 amino acids)
Biological process (GO): regulation of DNA-templated transcription
Molecular function (GO): DNA-binding transcription factor activity; DNA binding
Source: RefSeq, a predicted model, not a curated record
GAAAAGAAAAAAAAAGGCAUUACCAGCCAGAGAAACCCACACACCCCCAAAAAAAAAAAAAAGAAAACCAAAAACCAAAUUUUUUUUUUUAUUAAUAUUAAUAUUUUAUUUUAUUUUGUGUGUAGAAGAGAAGAGAAGGUGCUCCUUGUGUUUGUGCCAUCCAUCCAUCCCAUCCCAUCUCCACAUCCAGUUCUUUCUCUCCCACCAUAUCCCUCACCUUCUCUCUCCAUCAACUCAUUUCAUUUCUCAAAACACACUUUGUUUCUUUCUUUGUUUCUUUGUGUUUUUUUUUUUUUUUUUUUUUUGGUUUUUCAUAAACUAUGAAGAGGGGGAGAGGAGCCGCGGCUAAUAAAACACCGGCACCGGCGGCGGUGGCGGCGGCACCCACGGCCGAGAAAGAACAGAGAUAUAGAGGAGUAAGGAAGAGACCGUGGGGAAGAUUCGCUGCCGAGAUCAGAGACCCGUGGAAAAAAACGCGAGUCUGGCUCGGCACUUUCGAUUCAGCCGAAGACGCCGCUCGCGCCUACGACGCCGCGGCUCGUAGACUCCGCGGCCCUAAGGCCAAGACUAAUUUCCCUCUCUCCUCUUCCUCCUCCCCUAAUAUUCAUCACCAACAACAACAACAACAGCAACACCUUAACCGCACCGCCAACUACGGUGGUCCGCCGUUUUUAGAUCAUCAUCGGUUUUAUGAUAACGAUGAUGGAAAUGAUGAGCAGCAUCAGAGGAUGGUGAUUGAUCCGCAGAGGCCGACGUGUAGCGGUAUGAGCAGUACAGUGGAGUCGUUUAGCGGGCCCAGGCCAACUCCGCAAAAGGCGCCGCGGCCCAUGGAAACCGUUAUGGAUCGCCGGAAACGGCACCAUCCGAGGACUCCUCCUGUCGUUCCAGAAGAUUGCCACAGCGACUGCGACUCGUCGUCCUCGGUGAUCGAUGGCAACAACAACAACAACAUCAACGGCAACAACGGCAACGACAACGACGACAAUGAUAUCGCGUCGUCGUCUUAUUCUAAUUUGUUGUGCCGGAAAACUCCGCUGCCUUUCGAUCUCAAUCUGCCGCCGUUGGAUUUGGAUCACGACGUUGACUUUGUUGGCCUUUGACUUGGAUAGCAUUAUCCUUCCAUCAAGGAUUCGAGGGGAAGUCAUUGGCCACCUGACACUAUUCAGGUGGGGAGCCACUGGAUAAUCAAGCCAGCAUAAAACCAAAUAAAGAUUUUUUUUUUUUUUUUUUAAUAUUUUUGGAAUUGGAUGUAAUAAGUUCACGAAUGUAUUGAGCCGCCUUCGUGGAAACAAGAAAAAAGGUCUGGGAAAGCAAGAGAAAAUAGAGUUUUUGAAUUAAAAUUCGGAAAAUAACUAAAAUAUAGAAUCUGAAUCACAAUAUUUGAUCUAUUGGAUCAUGCACACUAGGGUGACAACUCUCAUUGGUGGGUUGUACUGUGAAAUAUAACUAUUGGAUCACAAUUUUCCACCUAUUUUUAAUUAUUGAAAUCAGGGGAAGAAAACCCUGGUUCAUAUGUAAU